AGCGGCAGAAUGAAGUUCAACAUCGCGAACCCUGCAACUGGCUGCCAGAAGGUGCUGGAGGUCGAAGAUGAGCGCAAAUUGCGCGAAUUCUACGACAAGCGCAUGAACCAGGAAGUUCAGGGUGACGUGCUUGGCGAUGAGUUCAAGGGAUACGUCUUCAAGAUCUCUGGAGGAAAUGACAAGCAGGGUUUCCCCAUGAAGCAGGGUGUCAUGACCAGCAAACGUGUCCGCCUCCUCCUCAAGAAGGGAUCCUCCUGCUACCGUCCCCGCAGGAAGGGAGAGCGCAAGAGGAAGUCUGUCCGUGGAUGCAUCGUCUCUUCCGACAUCCAAGUCCUCAACUUGUUGAUCGUCCAGAAGGGUGAGGGUGAGCUCCCAGGACUCACUGACACCUCUGUGCCCCGCCGCCUUGGUCCCAAGCGUGCUACCCGCAUCAGGAAGCUCUUCGCUCUCGAGAAGGGUGACAAGCUCGAGAAGCAGUACCGCCUCAAGCGUGAGGUUUCUCGUGGUGAGGGCAAGAAGCCCACCAUCAAGGCACCCAAGGUGCAGCGUCUCGUUACCCCCCAGCGUCUCCAGAGGAGACGUGCCGAGAAGGCGCUCAAGAAGGCUAGCCGUGAGAAGAGCAAGGAGGACGCUAAGAAGUACCACGACUUGGUCAUUAAGCGCAAGAAGGAGGCCAAGGAGAAGCGUGCCGAGCAGGCUUCCAAGCGUAGAUCCCAGAACUCUGCUACCAAGAGCGGUGCAUCAAAGUAAACUUUUCGACUUCAUUCAUUACAAAGCAGAAAACC
This is a messenger RNA of Guillardia theta CCMP2712, 785 nucleotides long. RefSeq names its product small subunit ribosomal protein S6e, cytoplasmic (gene RPS6e). Gene Ontology annotation, biological process: translation. The coding region runs from base 10 to 750 and encodes 246 amino acids. The transcript is spliced from 4 exons. The record is from RefSeq and is a predicted model, not a curated record. NCBI's taxonomy places the organism in Eukaryota, Cryptophyceae, Pyrenomonadales, Geminigeraceae. Gene Ontology annotation, cellular component: ribosome. Gene Ontology annotation, molecular function: structural constituent of ribosome.